AUGAUAAUUCGUAGUCCGCUCUUGGGAAGAUUUUCUACAGCGAUCCGGCAGUCUUCAACACGUUACGUUUCAUCAAAAUAUCCGAGGCCUACUCCGAGAAAUUAUAAACGACGUUUAUAUGAAGCUGCUGUUGCUCCUGUACUACCAGAAAAGCUAAAAGUAUGCACUCGAAACUUUCCAGAGAACCAGGAACUUGAGUAUGAUCCCGUUGAAUUAGCUCUUUGUCAACACGUGAAAAAAUGGAUGAUUUCUGAGGAAUUUCGAAUUAUGGCAAUUUGUCAGCUCCUUCCCGUAGCUGGACGAACUUUGUGGUUUGCAAAGAACCAGUUUCGAUUGAAAGGAUUGGAAUAUCGUUGCUACGGCAAUAGCAUUAUGAAGAAAGCAUUUGAAGGCACCCCGCUUUCUUCACUCGACACAGUACUGGUUGGUUUUAAUGCAAUUUUAAUGGGGAAAGAUCUAUCCGCAUUAAAAACGAUACAUGUCGAAACAGAGAAGAUCAACUGGCUUGUCCCUUUAGUUUAUGUGGCGGACUCUCGUAUUUUGGCGAAAGAAGAAGUUGAAAAGUUCUGCUCAGUAAAGUCACUGGAUGACCACCGAGCCGAGACGGUUCAUAUUUUGACCUCUCAGCUUAGACAGCUCACAAAUUCCCUGGAUUCACAAUCUCACCAGUUGACGGCUGGACUCGACCAAGUUGCCUCUCGUUCACCGUCUUCAUGA
Messenger RNA from Necator americanus (New World hookworm), 717 nucleotides. RefSeq lists its product as uncharacterized. Gene Ontology annotation, molecular function: structural constituent of ribosome. The record is from RefSeq and is a predicted model, not a curated record. Gene Ontology annotation, cellular component: mitochondrial large ribosomal subunit. The transcript is spliced from 6 exons. The coding region runs from base 1 to 717 and encodes 238 amino acids. Gene Ontology annotation, biological process: translation. NCBI's taxonomy places the organism in Eukaryota, Metazoa, Nematoda, Chromadorea, Rhabditida, Ancylostomatidae.